Melitaea cinxia (Glanville fritillary) is the source of this 1541-nucleotide messenger RNA. RefSeq lists its product as uncharacterized. The record is from RefSeq and is a predicted model, not a curated record. Bases 71 to 1114 code for a protein of 347 amino acids. NCBI's taxonomy places the organism in Eukaryota, Metazoa, Arthropoda, Insecta, Lepidoptera, Nymphalidae. The transcript is spliced from 2 exons.
AAGUAUAUAUUCAAUUGCAAUGAACUAAACAUCAAUGUUAUUUCAAUAAAACAUUUGAAACGGUGACAUCAUGAAGAUUCUAACGAGUUUAGCGGUUAUAUCGCUGGCGGGCCUCGUUUUCAGCGCCCCAACUAAUGACGAUAACGAUGAUAAAAAAUUAAUUAUAACUAAGAAAAUGUUUAAGGAAGAAUAUGUUAAAUACACAGGAUCGCAUGAAAUCGUAAGCAUAUUAUUUCCCUUAAACGGCGUUAACUUAGAUGAAGAUGACUCAUCUGAAUCCGACUCUCACUCAAAUGAAUCUGAUUCCGAUAACAACAUUCUGUUCUUCGUUGAAGCUGACAUAGGUUCGGAUGGCAAAUAUGUUGACCAAGGCCUAUAUGUGUUGAAGAAAGGAAAUGCGACCAAAAUCUUAAAUCACGGUAGAGACGCAGCUGCCGCCAGUGACAACAGCACAGAAGUCUUCUUCGGAGCCGCUGACGGUAUUUACACUUACAAUAAAGAAAAGAACACUGCCGAAAAAUACGGUACAAUUGACGACAGUAUAAUUGGUAUCGUUAAAGAAUUAGGCAGUGAUGUCAUCUACAUCCUGACUGAGAAUCACGAAGUGUACAAAGUAUCAAACAAAGGUACGAAUAAAGAGAAAUUAGAUGACAUAGUUAACGCAAAACAAAUUGUUCUGGACCGUUCCAACAAUUUAUACUUCUACUCCGAUGAUAAAAAACCGUUCUCCCGUACACAUGACGGUAUUAAAAAAAUUGAAGGUCUUCCGGAAAAUCUCAGCUCUCAAAGCAGCGUGACUCUCGUCAAACCACCUUUCAUACUAGAAGAUGGAGUUGUAUUCGUUGUUGAAAACAACGUUUACAUUAUAUACGCUAACGGAACGAGUGAAGAGGCAGGAUAUGAGUUCAAACCUACGGCUAUGCCUUCAGCGUGUUCUAUAGAAGGAGUUCUAAUACAAUAUUACGCUUUAGAUAAAAAAAUCUACGAAUUCAACGUUGUGGCCAUGCUUAUCGGUGAAAUCGUCGACGAGUUAAAAGAAUUCUUAAAUGACAUGUCUGAAGAAAUAAAUUCAAUUUCAAAGCAAUCACGUUUCAGUCACCAUCAAAAGGCUUAACUUCUAUUUGUGAAUAGCUUAUUACAAUAUUCUUAAUAUAUUUUAUGUAGCUAAAGACUUUUACAUUACAUUUCUUUAUUUUUCAUCAUGACAUCUAAACUAGGCCUGUAUCUUAGUUGUCAGUCUCUUUCAUUGCAUAUUUAAACCAAAAAUUUACAUUGCACGCUCAUGACAAGUACACUAUUAAUAAUAAUAUGUAAACAAAUUACAAUAAUUAAUGCGAGGGUAGAGUAACAAUUGCAUUGUGUUCAACCGAAAUGCAUAGUUCGACCACGACAACUAUGAACUUAAGCACGUUUUUAUAUAUUAUUUAUUUCAAUUAAUCUUUUUAGAUAUAGUUACUAUUUCUUACAGAUCUUCCGUUUAUAUUUAAAUAUUAUACAUACCAUUGUUUAUAAAUGUUCAUAUUAAAACAGUUUAAAUUGUU